Molecule: messenger RNA, 567 nt
Organism: Hibiscus syriacus
Lineage: Eukaryota; Viridiplantae; Streptophyta; Magnoliopsida; Malvales; Malvaceae
Exons: 3
Coding region: 1-552 (183 amino acids)
Molecular function (GO): protein-disulfide reductase activity
Source: RefSeq, a predicted model, not a curated record
AUGAAAGUACGUGAGAAUACAAGGACCAGUAUAUUAAUUAGACCAAAACUUUUAGGAGAUCACAAAAACCCUGGCCUUUCACGCGUUUUGUUUUCACUUAGCCAGUUCUCCUCUUUGUGCGCCGCAUCUACCUUCAUUUCGCCUCCCCUCCUCUCCAAAGGUUUGCAAAUAAACGAUUUUGAAACCUUCAUUUUCAUCUACCUUUCAUCUUCUCCAUUUUCUAAGCUACGAUCCCAUCAUUUCGCCUCCCCUCCUCUCCAAAGGUUUUCAACUAUUCCUAACUACAAAACUGGAUUUAAGAAUCAGAUUCGGGCGAUACAAGAGGCAACUGCAGAUACUAUAACUUCCCAGAAACGAAAAGAAGAUGAUGAACAAAAAUCCCAACAAAAUUGGAAGAUUAAAAUGUUUUAUGAGGGGGAUUGUCCGCUUUGCAUGCGUGAGGUUGACAUGCUAAGGGAGAGGAAUAAGCAAUAUGGCACUAUCAAGUUUGUUGACAUUAGUUCUGAUGAUUAUUCUCCUGAAGAAAAUCAAAGAUCGGACAUGAGAAGUUAGCUACUUUGUGUAGUG